GGCAGGCCGCUCCCGCCGCCAUUUUGGAGCGAGCGAGCGAGCGAGCCUGUGGUGGCCGAGCCCUCAGCCCCGGCGCUCGGUGACCGCGCAGCCCGGCCGGGGAGCGAGUCGCUGCCAGGCCCGGGGACGUGCCCCAUGUCCGCGGCCUUGCCGGCCUCUGCAGCCCAGGGAGCAGCGGGAGCGGAGCCUCGGGCCCGCCGCCGCCGCCGGGGAAGGCCGGGCCCGGAGCAGGAAGAUACUUCUAGCUGUCCAAGACUGAGUAUAGCUGAGUUACAUCAUCAGUUUGAUUGGAUAUUUGUGAGUGCAGCCAUUGCAGAUGGAAAAAGAGACUGGAGCGAAACUUCACAUUGAAAGAAAGGUGUUUUCUUUUUUUAAAGAUGAAUACACCCCAGGAACUGUAACCCAAAUGUUUCUCUGUCUGUGGAGAAGAUUUCAUUUUUGAAACGAUUUCUACGGAAGCUGGGUGUGUUCCAUCAUCAUGUUCUGGAAGUUUGAUUUGAACACAACAUCACAUGUGGACAAGCUGCUGGAUAAGGAGGAUGUGACACUGCACGAGCUGAUGGAUGAAGAUGACAUCCUACAGGAGUGCAAGGCACAGAACCGCAAACUGCUGGACUUUAUCUGCCAGCAGCACUGCAUGGAGGAGCUGGUUAGCCUCAUCACACAUGAGCCCCCUGUGGACAUGGAUGAGAAGAUCCGCUUCAAAUACCCGAAUACAGCCUGUGAACUCCUGACCUCUGAUGUGCCACAGAUCAAUGACAAGCUAGGAGGGGAUGAAACUUUAUUGAAUAUCCUGUAUGACUUCUUGGAUCAUGAGCCGCCUUUGAACCCUUUGCUUGCCAGUUUCUUCAGCAAGACUAUUGGGAAUCUCAUUGCAAGAAAAACUGAACAGGUGGUUGCAUUUUUGAGAAGAAAAGACCAAUUUAUUAGCCUGGUACUAAAGCAUAUUGAUACAUCUGCAAUGAUGGACCUGCUGCUUCGUCUGAUCAGCUGCGUGGAACCAGCACCUCUACGGCAGGAAGUAUUAAACUGGCUUAAUGAAGCAAAAGUAAUUCAGAGACUUGUGGCGCUGAUCCAUUCGAGCCAGGAUGAGGAUAGGCAAUCAAAUGCUUCCCAAACCUUGUGUGAUAUCAUAAGACUGAGCAGAGACCAGGGAAACCAGCUACAGGAGAUAUCUGAGCCUGACCCGCUUCUCACAGCACUGGAAUCGCAGGAAUGCGUGGAGCAGCUUUUGAAAAACAUGUUUGAUGGAGACCAGACUGAAAACUGCAUAGUGAAUGGAACUCAGAUUUUAUUAACGUUAUUGGAGACAAGGCGCUCUGGAGUGGAGGGACUGAUGGACUCAUUCUCUCAGGGAUUUGAAAGGUCUUACACUGUCAAUAGCAGCAUCUUACAUGGUAUUGAACCACGGCUAAAGGAUUUUCACCACCUUCUACUCAAUCCCCCCAAGAAAACGUCAAUCCUGACUACAAUUGGUGUCUUGGAGGAGCCAUUGGGGAAUGCUCGUCUUCAUGGAGCUCGACUAAUAGCUGCUCUGCUUCACACAAACACUCCCAGUAUUAACUAUGAACUAUGCAGACUCAAUACCAUGGAUUUAUUACUUGACUUAUUUUUUAAAUACACAUGGAAUAACUUUUUGCACUUCCAAGUGGAACUGUGCAUAGCAGCUAUUCUCUCGCACUCUGUGCAUGAAGGGAAAUCAGCAACAAAUGACCUGGAUAAUAAAGAGGAGGUGCUGAAUGGGAAUGUGACCACAGAGAACUUGAAGACUUCAGACCACAGUCCAGAGAAUAUUAUGGUGACACAUCUGUUCCAGAGGUGCUGCCUGUUGCAGAGGAUAUUGGAUGCCUGGGAAGUCAAUGACAAAAUACAGGCAGAAGGUGGAAUGAGGCGAGGGAAUAUGGGCCACCUUACCCGAAUAGCCAAUGCUGUGGUACAGAAUAUGGAGAAGGGCCCCAUGCAGACCCAGACCAGUGAAUUCAUUAAAGAGCUACCUGAGGAUUGCAGAGGGAGGUGGGAGAGCUUUGUAGAAGAGACGCUGAGAGAGACCAACCGGAAGAAUACAGUGGAUUUGGUGAGCACCCACCAUCUGCAUUCUUCCAGUGAGGACGAGGACAUCGAGAGCGCCUUCCCCAAUGAACUCUCCCUCCAACAGGCAUUCUCAGAGUACCAAAUCCAACAGAUGACAGCCAACUUUGUGGAUCAGUUUGGCUUCAAUGACGAAGAGUUUGCAGACCAGGAUGACAAUAUCAAUGCACCUUUUGACCGGAUUGCAGAGAUUAACUUCAACAUAGAUGCGGAUGAUGACAGUCCAAACGCAUCCCUCUUUGAGGCCUGCUGCAAUGAACGGAUACAACAGUUUGAUGAUAAAGAGGAGGAGGAAGAUAUCUGGGAGGAGAAGGAAAUAACCUAUGCAACCCAAGUCAAAUCAAGAACACGGUUUGGAGUAUCUCAGACCUCAGAAAGUUCCUCAAAAAGUGAUCUAGAGAAUGGGGAUCAUGAUGGCAGUGUGGACUCAGAAGAAGAGGAGGAACCAGAAGAACAAACAACACCUCUCACUGAGAACACCAACAAGAAUAAUCCUUCUGAGCAGAAAGACUCUGACUCUACUGAAGGAUCUGGGUGGACAGCUGUGUUUGAGCCAGUGAAUUCAAAACCCCCAGCACCCUGUGUGGCCAUGGAUGUUGGAUCAAGUGUAUGGGAUUCAGCAGCACCAGAGACCGCCACUCCUGAGGAGAAAGGAUGGGCAAAAUUUACAGACUUUCAACCUUUUUGUUGCUCAGAAUCAGGUCCCAGAUGUAGUUCUCCUGUUGAUACAGAAAGCAGUGACUCAGAGGGAAACCCCAAGCAGGGUCAGGACAAGAACUUCAGCACUGCCUCACCCUGUGUUUGGAAUGUCUGUGUGGCAAGGAAGGCACCACUGGUGGCUUCAGACAGCAGCUCAUCUGGAGGCUCAGACAGUGAGGAAGAGGAGGAUAAAGCUGAUAUCGUCACAGAAACCAUCAGUACAGGUUCAGGCCAGGAAACCAUCAAACUCACCAUGGAUGCUAAGAACGAGAAGGCUGUGUUCACCAGAAUAUUUAGACCUUCAGUCAGAGGUGAUGCUGACUGCCUGGUUAUUGACAAGCUGACCAUCACCGACAUGGGAACGACAAAGGUGUCCAAACCACUAAGGAGCAUGCCCCAGCGUUCUGAGGAGCUCCAGAAUGCUGCAGCUGCCGGCAUGGCUGCCACAGAAAGCACAACAAAAGACAGGAAAGAGGAGGUCUUGCCAUGUGCUGAAGCCACAUUAAAUGGCCCUGCUUGAUGAAUCAAAUGCAAUGGGACUUGUCUGAUCCAGGCCAGGCUGCUACCUGGUGAUGCAAUUUGUCAGUUUUUUUCAUUUUAAUUUUAUUUUUUAAUAAAUGCUGCAUUGAUGAGAGAGCUGGCAUUCAGGACCAGACACACGAUUUCUGCACCAACAAUCUGUUCUGGAAGACACUUGUAUUGUCUACAUGUAGCAUUGAUCAGUUAGUCAUCACAGGAGUGACUCAGUCCUGCCCAAGGAAGCCUUCUGCCUAAUUUUAGUAUCUUGUCCCCCUCCCUCUUCUUCCCUUGUUUUUGUUUUCUAUUCGGGGUUCAAUCCUAUUUUCUUAGUGUUAUUGCACACAGUAUUCAGCUUCUCUUCAGAAAGGUAGCAGGUCUAACGCUGGGACUUGGACGGUGCACAAUAAGUCCUGCAGUCGUGUGACCAAAGUUCCUGAUGGAGCUGUCUUUGGGCAGCAUUUGCACCGCUUUUGUAUAGCAAUAAAGCCUUAUCAGAAACAUUUCAUAGGAGGUAAAGAUAAAACAAACACUUUAAAUGGGAUGAGGCAGGGAGGGCUGGGGAUUUUUUUUUGCGGGGGCGGGAGGGGGUGAAAGGGAAGACAAUGACAUUGUGUCCCAAGCCAGAGGCCAGAUAGCAGAGUUAGUGUAACACUGAACUGCCUAGAGCAGUGGGCUGUCUCUGCAUUCCAGUGAGUUGCACAGUGCUCUGUUUCUGGGGCGUGACAGUUCACUGCAGGAUCUUGGAACAUUUAGCAACUGGUUAUUUCCGUCCACGCCAUCAAAACUCAACCCUAUGGAUGUCGUCGUCCUACGUUGGGCUGGAGAGCGUGCAAAGACAGUAGCAUGUCGUGUUUGCCAUCUGAGAGGACAGUCACCCCAGGACUGCUGCCACGCAGGGACAGGAGCUGAUGUGGCGCAAACAGGUUAUCAGGUGCUUGCUGGCUUUUUGGAGACUAAUGUAUUUUCACAUUGAUAUGGAAAUCUUUUUGUUCUGUUUUUAAAGUUUUUAAUGGAUGCAGGAACAGCAACACUUUUGCACUUUGUACCUAGUGACAGCAUUGGAGAAUGAUGUGGCCCCAGCACAGGACUCCUGCUGUUACGCCCCAUUUAGACGGUUGUGGAGGGGAAUGGGGAGGCACACUGCUCCCAGGAACAGUGAGGUAGAACAGUGCAGAGAAAAGGACGACACCUAGAACUGCCGGGGAGCAAGGUCAUGUAAGGUUGUGUACUUGACCCUGGAACAAAGGAGUCUCUGCAUAAGCGUGAAGUACCCAGCCUGUGCUGGCCUCAGCAAUGAGCUUGUUCCCAGCCUGGACUUGUGCCCUAGGUCAUAUGGGUGUAGAAGAUGGGACGCUUUUAGCACUGGGCUCAGGGUUGUAACAGCAGACUGCCGUAAGCUCUGCUCAGUCUAUACCCCUGUAGGCUUUAGACACAGAGCUGGGCUUGCUUUUGUGUGUAAGCUGUGUGUUGAAACCCGCCUGGUCACAUUUGAAACGACGCUUAUUUUACUAGUCCAAGAUCUAAGCUGGAAAAUCAUUCACUUUGGAAUAAAAGCAUGAGGCUUGGCACAUAGAUAGACAACUUAUUUUCAGCUGUAUUCUUAUCUGUGCGAAUCUGAAGGCCUUCGCCUUGUGAGUAUGAAAAAUAGCCCUGACACAGAUCUGUUAUUGUGAGCCAAAGCACCCCACCCGUAUUUCAGUUUGAUUUUUUAAACAUUUUAUUUUGAAAUGCAUGAUGUGGAGGUACAUUAUGCUGCAUAUUAAAUGUUCUUAAAAGUAUAUUGGUAUAGAAAAGUGAAGAAUGAAAUGUUCCCCCUUGUCCCAGCAGAACAGACCGACUCGGUAUCAGUAUCUGGAAGUGAGGUGCCCACAACACAAGGCGCUCAUUUAUUUGUCCAAAGAUACACAUUUUGGUUUGUUCUUAGGGUAGACUGAGGAUUGCCUUUAUUGGCGUAUCAGAAAUGAAGUCCAGAGCACAGGAAGUAAAAUGAAAUUACACUCUGCAGCCCUGUGUACUUGCGAGUUGUUGUUGGGGCAAUUUCUUGCAGCUGAUACAGCUGUGUUGUCUCCCAACUGCAGUUACUUUGGUAAGCAAAUGCUUUCCACGGCCAUUGUUCCGGAAGCCCUCUCGCCCUCCUUCAUGCAAUUGAAAAGAAAUAAUUGAAAGAUGCAUUGCGCUGGGAGGGAAGCCUCACGCUUACUGUUGAUUGCUCCCCAGGCUGUUCAGAAGCCAGUUUCACUUCACAGCAAGAUUUUCAAAAACAAUUACAUGAUUAGUAACUUUGAGUGCCCAGUUAGAGACGUCUUAGCGGAGUCUGAUUUUCAGAGAGUUGAGGUUCAGCAGUUUAUAAACAUCAGGCCUCUUUAAGAUCCCUUAAGUUGGGCACUCAAAAAAUUAACUGUGUCAAAGCAGAAAUGUUGUUAACCAAAUACAACGGAACUGCAGCUGAUUCCAGCAGUUACUUGAAAUCCAUGGUUGGGUGUGUCGGCCCCAUUAAGUACCUGGCGAGGCCAAUAGCUUGUUCACAAUCUCUUCUCAGUUGCAUUUCUUGGCCUCCAGGGGCUGCAUUUCCAGCUGGUAUAGUUCUGUGACUAAGUGCAGCCUGCUUGGGAUCUCAUUGAGAGGAGAAGGGGAAAUGUCCAUAGGAAUCUGGUCUUUCUCUUGGCUUGAUGCCAUUUCAGCCACUGCAAUAAGGUGAGUUGCAUCAAGUCUGCAGUGUGUUUUAACCUUUUAUGUUUCAUGUUCAUUAGCUUUGAGCAUUGACUUCAGGUGAAAGCUUUAAAAUUUUGUUUAAAACAUAUCCAAUAAGCCGCUCUAAAUGGCCCAGAAUAUGUUAGGAGUGAGCCCCAACCUUCACUGCACAGUGUGAAUUUGGAGGGACUCUAUCUGAAAAGACAAUAGUGAACUUGGUCUCUUGUGCCUAAUUAGUGAUUAGGUAUCUUAUAAAUAGUUAGAUAAACUUGUAGAAAUGCCCAAGAUUUCUUGCUUUUAAGACAGUGAAUGAUUCCUCCAUAUUCUGGGGUUUAGGUUCUGAAUUAUACCUCAUUGGCUCCACAGCAUUGUCCUUCCUAUCAGCCAGUGGACUGAGAUGGAAAGUAGCUUUUAUAUGUUUUCACCCUUAGUAUCUUGGAGGUUGUAACUUAGCACAGAACCUGUCAGGUGGCGGUGUCCCUGCCUGACCCAAAUGAUUUUAUUAGUAAGCUACGCACAAAACUCUGGUUGUCUGUAUAUUGAACUCCCUGCUUUCUAAAGUCACGUACAGUAUGUAUAAAUUAAGGUUGCUUUGUCUCCAGUUCAUGUGGCAUGCAGUUUUUCCAUUUGGUCCUCGUUGCUAUCUGAACUUUCUUCCUACAAUCUAGUGCUCUUGUUGUGUGGCUGUCCGGACAUUUGAUUGCUGUACUGUAUUUGGAUGACCUUUCGUGGUUAUUUUCUUUUAAGGGUUCACAAUGACUUGAUAGGCAAUUGAGUUAACCCUUUCCUAGGCCGUGCUAUGCUUUGUGCAAUCUCCCAGUUGCAACUAAGAUGUUUCCAUUGUUUACGAUGACGGAUUGGGACUGACUUUGACCAUUGGAGGUGUUCUUCGUCGGACAUAUGCUAUACAUCUUGGUCCUUCCAUAGGGAAAGCAAUGUAUCCUGGGGAGGAAUUGUUGCACAAGGUUGGAAGCAAGGCAUAUUCUCUACCAAAGAUGGAUUUAUUUGCACCCAGCUGUAUCCUUCAAAAAUAAUUUUAGACUGGGGCAAAAUUAUGAUCAGAUCAUGAUCAGAAAGCAAUGAAGACUGAACAGGAACUAUAUUCAGCUCUCUCCUUCCCCAUCUACAUGCAGUAUUUAAAUCUGAUCAUAUCUAUAUGGUAUGUAUAAUUUUUUUAGUUUUGAGUGUGUGUGUGUGUAUGUGUAUAUAUAUAUAUAUAUAUAUAUACUGAUGUGUGUAUAUAAAUAGCAUAAUACAGAUUUUUAUAUAUAUAUAUAUAUGUAUGUAUGUAUGUUUAUAUACACACACAUUUGGAAAUUGUAUGAAACUUAGCGAAAUGGAGACUCAAUGCACAAAGACCUUGAUUUACAUAUGUAUGUACAGGUACAUGUAAAACUCCAAGCCAUGCACGGCCGUAUUUGUUGGUUAAGACUGAGGCUGAUAGAGCAUAGCUUGUGGUGGGAAAAUCUGUCGUAUAUAUUCUAGUUUAAUAAUUUUACCCAGCAGGGCAUUGAAAUUUAAAUGGAUUACAAAAGUGCAUUGGCUGCAAAAUGACUGAUUUAUAUCAUUGCUUGUGACAUCAGUGCUGCUGUACAAUACUUUAUCUGCCAAUGUGCUUUUGUACUGGAACAGGCGGAGGAGUUGGUUGCACACUUCAUAGAGAAACGUAUACAAAUCACCUGUCAUUAAACAGUUCUUACGUUGUAAUGACAUCUCACCUUGAAACUGGUAGGACUGUGAAAAAAUCCUUCAUUCUUUCAGGCAUCAUAAUACGAUCUCUGGACUUUUGGUGAGUCCUGUCUUGUGAUGUCAGUUGAUCAUUAUCAAGUGUGUACAACCACUCUGUUGAAAACCAGGGUAUAUUACAUUUGCAAAAAGAUUAAAUAUGUGAAAGGCAAAUCUAUGGUAAUUGCUGUCAGGCCAUCCCAUUGUAGAGAUGUAUCAGAGAUAACUGGUUAGGGGGCAUGGGAACUUGCAAACUCAAGUUGUUGUGUUAGAAUCUUUUGCCUUGCUUUUGUGUAGACCUGUUUGUCUGAAUUCUCUUUCACGUUGGUCUGUUCAGGAUUUGGAGAAUGUAGGGACUGCUGCUAGCAGGGAGACCUAUUCUUACAGAUUGAAUGGGACUUGGAAUUGCUUUCUCAGGUGUGAAUUCCCCUGCUGCUAACGUAAAAGAAUGGUUCACUUCAAAAUUGUACCACCGUAAAAACAAAGGAUACUUGAACCAAGGAUAUUUGGUUUUGUUCAGCACAGCCGUCUGAAAAGCUGGUGAAGUUUUUUCUUUACUCUGGCUUGUUUGAACACCCAGCUGAUGACAGCCAUCUCAGUCAAAAUGUUUGGGACACAGGUGUAAAAUUUGCAGGCCGGGGGAGAGGAAAAGGAGAGCUGAGGCCUGAAAUUGAAAUUGUAAAGGUGGCAGUACAGUGUGCCCCCAUUAUCUGCUGGUGUCCGAAAAUGAGGUUCAUCAAGAUGGCCGGCCAGCUGUAACUGAAAGCUUCAUCUAGCUUAUUUAACAGGUUGUACCUGGCCAGAAGUUCUGGCUGAUAGAUAGCUAUCCAUGGGCUGCUCACUGACAUCUACUCCAGAAUGGUUUUCCUAUGUUUCUUUCUAAUGUUUCACUUUCCCUCUAGUUCCCCUGGGCAGAAGCCUCUUGAUUUCCUUCUGCCUUUUUAGAAGUUGGAGCCUUUGUUGCUAGUACAGUGCUCUGAUGUGUGGUUUCAGGAUCCACAGCCCUCUGCAGGGAUAUCACAGAUUUUGCUUCCCUUCCUCAUAUUGUGCAACUUCCCUUGCAUUUUUAACUCCUCUCCCUUUGUACUUUUAAUUAUGGCUUCAUCUUCCAGGACGAUGAGCCACUUCUACUCCAGCCGUAAUCACGUUUAAAUGAAAGCAUCCCCAUUUCCCUCACUUGUCCAACAGUUCUGACAGAGAAACAAUUGCGUUACAGCAGAAUCGACAGUGGUUAAGGUGCAUGGUGGAUUGUCAGUGUUGAUGUGUUAAAAGAGGGGGCCCAGUGGAAGUGGAGGCAGAACAAGUCUUCAUUGCUUUGUGUAUUCUGAUAGUCAGACAUGCAGCUCAGUGUCACAUGAGACUCGUGGAGUUCUUAUUGUUUCAGUUUAAUUUUAAGAAAAAAUACAGCAGCUCAUCUUGUAAUUUUUAACCAUUAUUCCAAAGAAUAGGUUUCCUUCUCCUGUUGAUCUUCCCAUAACAGUGACCUUACUCUGAACGGCUGAACUAUGUUCCAAUCAGUUGAUUUAGUCUCUAGCUAUUAAGAUAGAUUUUGCUGUGAUUUUUUUUUAAAAGUGUCUAUAAAACAAAAUGAAACCUGGUGUUCACAACGGUUUGUUGGUGUUUGUUUGCCCCAGCAUCAGUUCUCUGUGAAAUCCUAAUCAAGCACUUCAUUAUUGUUCUGAAAACAUGUUUUUUCUGGUUAUAGGCUCUCACAGGGCAAGUGUACUGCACAGAUUUAUUCUUUCACCAGGGCCAGCUUUAAAAUAAAAUAUUUUUGGUUGG
Molecule: messenger RNA, 9504 nt
Organism: Caretta caretta (loggerhead turtle)
Lineage: Eukaryota; Metazoa; Chordata; Testudines; Cheloniidae
Gene: PPP6R2
Product: protein phosphatase 6 regulatory subunit 2
Cellular component (GO): cytosol; nucleus
Molecular function (GO): protein phosphatase regulator activity; protein phosphatase binding
Source: RefSeq, a predicted model, not a curated record